AUGAGUACAACAGGAGAUACCAAUAUUCUACAAAAAGAACAAAUAAAAGAUGCAGCAGGAUUAGAAGAAGAGUUAAAGAACAUGUUGAAUAUAUCUACACCGAGUGAUAUACUGUCAAUCUUUUUCAAUACACAAGGACAGAGAGCUGCUAUCUAUACUAAAUGGAACCAAGGGUUUCGUGUAUACUUGGACACUCAAAAUGAAGAAGAGUACACUAAACUAUGUCAAACAGUGUCGUCACUGAUUUCAAAGGUGUCAAAGGAACUCAUCAUGAUCGAAGCUGCUCUCCAACCAAUCAAACCUAAAUGGUCAACCAUCAUAAACGAAUUGAGAGAUUAUGAAAAGGUUAAGUUUAUACUUACAUCAAAAUAUCAAAUAUUAAAGACAGAAGUACAUGCAAAUGAUUCGAUGACUCGUAUCGAUGAAGAUGGAAAUAUUAUAAAGAUGGAGAAUGACGGAUGCUUUAAAGAACAUAUCCAAGGUUGUAACCAACAAUUACAAGAAUGUCAAACUACCCUAAACCAAAUAACAUCAAUGAUCAAUGAAAAAUUAGAAGAUUUACAAUAUGAAUUGAAUGAAGAAGAGGAUGCAAAGGGUACUCCUGAUAGAUCCAAUAAAGAUACACAUAACAAUGAACAUAAACAUGAACAUUCUCAUACUUGUAAUCAUUAA
This is a messenger RNA of Cavenderia fasciculata, 672 nucleotides long. RefSeq lists its product as uncharacterized. The transcript is spliced from 2 exons. Bases 1 to 672 code for a protein of 223 amino acids. The record is from RefSeq and is a predicted model, not a curated record. NCBI's taxonomy places the organism in Eukaryota, Evosea, Eumycetozoa, Acytosteliales, Cavenderiaceae.